UUUUCUUUGUUUUCGUUAGUUUUCGCUCGCUGCGUGAGCGGGGUAGGCAGGCAGUAGGCAAGCGAGGUUGCACCCGUUGCACUUGAUCCAUUUAGGAGUCAGUUGCGCGGAACUGUUUCGCUGGAACUAAAUUGGCUGUUGGGGGGCCUGGACACUGACAUGAGUGGUUUUGUGGAAAGUGGAAACGGUGCGCAAAGACUGAGGAUGUUCAAGGAGCGGCGCAAUUUCAUUCAACGCAAGAAGGAUGUCGACGCAAUACGCGGGGAGCACCCGUCCAAAGUUCCCGUCAUCAUAGAGCGCUACCCGGGUGAAAAGCUGCUGCCCAUUCUCGACAAAACAAAGUUUUUGGUGCCUGACCAUAUCGCGAUGGCCGAACUGGUGAAGAUAAUCAGGCGACGCAUGGAGCUGCAUCCAAGCCAAGCGUUCUUCCUGCUCGUCAACCAGAACAUCAUGGCCCCAGUGUCGGCCACCCUUGGCGACCUCUAUUCCCAAGAGCGGGACGAGGAUGGCUUCCUUUACCUGACAUAUGCCUCUCAAGAAGUCUUCGGCUGACAGCGCACAGUUGACUACUCCCUUUCCCACCAGCCCCCACAAAGCUUUUAGUAAAGAGGUUUUU
This is a messenger RNA of Dermacentor silvarum, 616 nucleotides long. RefSeq names its product microtubule-associated proteins 1A/1B light chain 3A-like. Lineage: Eukaryota; Metazoa; Arthropoda; Arachnida; Ixodida; Ixodidae. The record is from RefSeq and is a predicted model, not a curated record. Gene Ontology annotation, molecular function: ubiquitin protein ligase binding. Gene Ontology annotation, biological process: macroautophagy; cellular response to nitrogen starvation; autophagy of mitochondrion. The transcript is spliced from 4 exons. Gene Ontology annotation, cellular component: cytosol; autophagosome; autophagosome membrane. Bases 160 to 552 code for a protein of 130 amino acids.